AUGGCCUCUAACCCUCCCCAAGAGUUUCAACCUGCGUCUACUGGAGUGGACAAGGACGAUUUGAAGAUACCGCUGAUCGACUUUGGCCCCUUCUUCACAGGAACCCCAUCUGAUAAACAUGCCGUUGCUCUCGCUAUAACGGAAGCAUUUAAAACAUCGGGCUUCGUCUACCUCAAGUCCCAUGGUAUCCCUCCCUCCGUGGUAUCUGAUGUAUUUGGCUCAUCUUCCCGAUUCUUCGCUCGGCCCCAGAGCGAGAAGGAUGGUCUGGGCUGGACGACCCCACAGUCCAACCGUGGUUACGUCGCCAUCGGACGGGAGAAGUUAACCACCGUGGACGAGACGGAUGGCGUCGAUAACUUGCGUGCGUCGGCUCCGGAUAUCAAGGAGACCAUGGAACUUGGUCGCGAGGGAGUGGAGGGUCUGCCCAACCGCUGGCCCGAUCAUCUCGAUGACGAAGGAAAGGACUUCAAGAAGACUAUGCUGUCAUUCUUUGAAAUGGGCAAAAACCUACACAAGCAUAUUAUGCAGGCCAUUGCGUUGGGAAUGAACUUGCCGGAGCACUUCUUUGACGACUUUGUGAGUGAGGGAGACAAUACCCUCCGUCUUCUCCACUAUCCAGCUGUCAGCAAAGAGGUAUUCCAAAAGAACCCUAACCAGGUCCGUGCCGGUGAGCACAGUGAUUACGGCUCGAUCACUCUGCUGUUCCAGGAUCGACUUGGUGGACUGCAAGUGCGCAGCCCGAAAGGAACCUUUGUGAAUGCGACUCCCAUCGCUGAUACCAUUGUUGUCAAUGCCGGAGACCUGCUCGCUCGUUGGUCCAAUGAUACCAUUAAGAGCACCCGCCAUCGGGUAAUUCAACCGCCGAUGCCCGCAAAUGAGGCAGAGAAUGAUCCUUCAGGAGAUUACCCUGCUCGUUAUAGUGUGGCGUAUUUCUGUAACCCGAAUAACAACCAGGUCAUUGAGGCACUACCGGGAACUUAUGGCAACGAUAGCCACGUGGAGAAGAAAUAUCCGGAGAUUCUUGCGAGCGAAUAUCUCGUCCAGCGAUUGACAGCCACUUACUGA
This is a messenger RNA of Penicillium paradoxum, 1065 nucleotides long. Its product is annotated as isopenicillin N synthase family dioxygenase. The record is from RefSeq and is a predicted model, not a curated record. The transcript has 2 exons. Lineage: Eukaryota; Fungi; Ascomycota; Eurotiomycetes; Eurotiales; Aspergillaceae. The coding region runs from base 1 to 1065 and encodes 354 amino acids. Gene Ontology annotation, molecular function: dioxygenase activity.